AUGGACUUUCGUUUAUUGCUUGUCAUCCUCCUCUCCGCCCUCCUGACAUCUGCUCUCCCGGCCGAAAUCUCUCACGAAGAAAAGGCCCUGAUAACUCCUGCUCCGACACCAACCCUCGCCAUCUAUGCGGAUUAUGCAGCCGUGAGACGGGGAAUUCUCAGUGAUAUCACUGCAGACCUAGAUUCCUAUGUGAACAGCAUAUUCAGCGAGCUUGGAACUGCCAUCCCUUCAUACGUCUCUGAUGGCCUGUUUCCCAACUUUCAGAAUCUACCCACUGGUAGUGCCGUAGCCAGCUCAGUCGGUGCAAAGAGUACCGACCUGGCUGCUUCUCCUACUCAGGUGCUUAACAUACCUGGCUAUGGCAACUGGACGAGCAAUGGCUGGAAUCUGCGUGUCCAUGGGAAUGUCUACAAAGAACCAAACAUUUCAAACGCCACAGUCGACAAACUGGCCAAUUUCUUCUUGAUCGACACCAGUGUCGCUGAUCUACCACCUUCAGAACAAGACCAAGCCAGAAAUCUCACGAGAGAAAUCUACGUCGUCCAACAGGCCAAUCAAUCAGUAACUAUGGACCUCCUUCCCGGUCCCGAGUUUGGCUCGAGUGGACAGCCUGGAGGAGGGGGCGGAGUAACUCCAGCUGGGGGUGAAGAAACUAUUACUUUGCCAUAUCUGACCACACCAGAGGGGGAUUUCGAUGUGUUCGUGCCUGUUUCAAACUCAUCAUUGAGCCUGGCACCUGGAGUGGGUGACGUUCCACCUCAAAGACUGAACGUGUAUGCUCAGGGCACAUUAUCGGGUAACGCUACAUCCUACCUGGUAUCCGACCAAGGCUUCACCAUAGUCAGCGAUAUCGAUGAUAUUCUGCGAGUGACAAAGAUUUACGAGCCAAAGCAAGGAUUGCUCAAUACCUUUGCCAAACCGUUCACGCCCUGGAUGAACAUGCCAGAGAUAUAUGCGAAUUGGUCCAAUAGCAUACCCAACAUGCACUUUCACUACCUAACGACAACCCCUGAGCAAGUGACCCGCAACUAUAUGCAGUUCAUCUACGAUACCUACCCUGGUGGAAGCUUCGAUACCCGCCCACUCAAUUUUAGCGAUGUCUCCGCAACUUUGUCCAUCCGCAAGGCACUCCUUGUUAAAGUCUUCCAGACCUUUCCGCACCGUAAAUUCAUUUUGGUAGCUGAUACCAGUAACUCAGAUGUGAUGCGCGAUUAUCCUGAAAUGGCGAAGGAGUUCCCAGGACAGGUCCAAUGCAUAUUCUUGCGCAAUACAUCGUCGACAGACUCUGGAGACAAAUUUCCGUACAAUACUGAGGGCUUCAAAGAUCUCAAUCAACAGUCAUAUAUGUUCUUCAAAGUUCCGGACGAUUUGAUGGGCCUGGAUAUUGUUAACGGGCAGUGCUACAACGCCAGCAUUCCCCAGAACUUGACAUUUGGCUAUCAAGGCUUGCCUUUUGGCAUCAACCUUGGUGAUGGGAGCUCGAAUAGCAGCUCAAAUGGCAGCUCCAGUGAGGGUGGAGCAUUGCACUCGGUAGAUGCCAUAUCCAAGAUGGGAACGUUGGUCAUGCUCGCCAUCGGAGCUGUGGUCUUUAAUAUCAUUUGA
Messenger RNA from Exophiala spinifera, 1602 nucleotides. RefSeq lists its product as uncharacterized. Gene Ontology annotation, cellular component: actin cortical patch. The coding region runs from base 1 to 1602 and encodes 533 amino acids. Gene Ontology annotation, molecular function: phosphatidate phosphatase activity. The transcript has 2 exons. The record is from RefSeq and is a predicted model, not a curated record. NCBI's taxonomy places the organism in Eukaryota, Fungi, Ascomycota, Eurotiomycetes, Chaetothyriales, Herpotrichiellaceae.